Owenia fusiformis is the source of this 5592-nucleotide messenger RNA. The record is from the annotation of a GenBank genome assembly. NCBI's taxonomy places the organism in Eukaryota, Metazoa, Annelida, Polychaeta, Sabellida, Oweniidae.
AAAAUAUUUUGUUUAGUUCGACUGACGUGAGUGCCAUAAAUUAGGCCGUCAGAUUACCUCGAGUGUAUAUAUCUCAUAGGUAAAUCAUUUACAGAAUAAGUGUUUAGAUGACCUUGAAUGUGAUAUGAGUGAAUCACGGCGUAAAAGGUACGGUCCAGGGCCACGAAACCGUUCUAACAGUGGAGACCAAUUUCACAAAAAUUCUCCUGGUCCGAGUAAAAAUUCCAAGAAUAAAAUGAACAACGGACAGGCUAAGCCAACUGUCACGAGACAGGCUAGUCAAGACCAUGUAAGGAAGAUUGUCCAAGAGGAGGGGAGAACAGCUAGGAAUCUUAUAGCAUAUAAUGUUCCUGUUGAGGAAGAAGAACCUGGGUAUAGAUGGAAACAGAGAUCUAGAUCCACAAGCAAAAGAUCUCCAUCCCGAGGCAACAAGUCCAGAUCCGGGUACCCCCUUACUGCCAGUCUCAGCUUCACAGAGCCCCUGAUGGUUGUCACUAGCCAGGACCCCCCUGUAGUGCUCAGCACUCCCCCAGUUGCACAUCUGAAACAGCUUAGCAUGGACAAUGUGACCACUGAUACAGAUAGCAGGCCCUCUAGUGUGGCCAGUGGCCCCAGGAAAGGAGAUCUGAGGGCCAGGUAUUGGGCAUUCUUGUUUGAUAACCUACAGAGAGCUGUGGAUGAAAUAUAUCAGACAUGUGAGGCGGAUGAGAGUGAACUAGAAUGUAAGGAGGUGAUCAUGAUGCUGGAGCAAUGCACCAAAGACUUCAAAUCUCUCAUUAGUAGGAUACAUAUCAUGAAAGACUACGAGAAUGCCAAAGAAGGAAGCAAACCAACAUCUUUAGCAUGGGAGCUAAGGAAGACCACUUCUCCAGGGAAAGGCCUGACCAGUGAGCACAGAGAUAGGUGUACCCCUAGUCCAACAGUGCAGAAAAGUCUCAACUUCUCUGGACAAAAUACCUUAACGAUCAAUCCUAGCCAUGUGUUAUUGACCAAGCUACAAGGAAACAGUUGGGCAGAUAAGGUGAAGGGAACACUGACUAAACCAGAGAUCCUUCAACCACCACCACCCCAACUCUCACCUAGGGCAGGGGAGCCACCACACCAUGCCCAUAAACCCAGUGUUACCAAAUUGAAACUUGAUGAAGUGGCCCUCUCAGAAGACAGUGAAGGCUGGGAAACUGUACAUAGUAAAAAACAAGUGAAAAAUGCCAAAAAUUCCCCAACACAAAAAGUCAACCCUAAGGGUAAAUUCCGAUCUCCACGUGUUCAAACAACACAGAAACAAUCCAGUAGUGGAUAUUCCCAAUCUAGGACUCAACCAAAUGGUCAAAAUCGGAAUAAGAAAUCCAGCGUUGACAAUCACCAAAGAAUUGAUAGAACAAUGUCCAGUUCUAGUCAACCAGACUCAAAUACCAAUGCUACCAAAAAUGGUAAUAAAAUUGACACAUUCAAGCGUUCUCACUCGGAUUCUGGGGAAGUUCCAUUGAGUCCUAGUCCCCACCCAUCUGUCGAUAAAACAUCACAGAAUUUUGCAUGGGUAGUCCCUCGGAGUCCUCAUACUGGUAAGACUCCCCGUAGUAUGGCACAGAGCGGGGUUACAGCUAUAGAUGUCUCUCCCAUGCAUAGUCCAGGACGUAGGAGUCGCAGCAGCCGGGACAGUGAUAAAGAAAAUAAACCUGAUAUUCACAUUGAAGAGUUUCUAAAUGAUGUACAGCAACAUAAUGCUCAAGAGGAAUUGUUUAAAAGGAGAGAUGAAAUAUGUGUUGAAGAGUCAAGUGAUGAGAUCAGUGAGGAAGAAGAGGUACUUGCCACACGUAUAGAAACAGAGUAUGAGAAUGUCUUAGAUGAUCAAAGCCAAGUCGAAGAAGAACUUGAAGAGAUGCAAAACAGGGCACUGGAAUCUGCCAUUCAACAGGAAGAAGAUCUGAACAAAGCAAUUGAGAAAGAGGAGAAUGAGGAGAUCAUAGUUGAUACGGAGCCUGAGAGUGACCUUGGGAGCACCCUGAACACAACACUUGGUAGCUCUGUGACUUCAGUUAACUGGGAGAACAUGCUGGCAGACUAUGAAAAGCGUGCACAGUCAGGGAUGUCUGUUUGGAGUGAUAUGGUGGAAGAUGAAGACUUUGAACAGAGAACUCCUGGUAGAGGGGUACACAUGCAUGAGAAACUAUCAUCACCUUCAAGAAAAAGGUCAAAGAAUGAAGCAAGACGAAGGGCAGAAGAAAAGCAGGCCAAGGCACAACAACUCAGAGGAAAACUUCUCAUGGAGAAAUCAGAUCGGAUGAAAGAGCUCUACAAAAAGGUUGAGGAGAUACAAGCAUGUAAGGAGGAACUAUUGAGGCAACGUAGGAUGAGCAUGGAUAGAAAGCUGGCUAGGGCAGAAUCAAAAAGACAAUUACAACUCCAGCAGAAAGUUAGGAGAGCCCAUGAAGAAGAAACCAAGGCCAAUGAGAUUGCCUUUAUUAACACAUUGGAGGCUCAGAACAAGAGACAUGAGAUAUUAUCCAAACACCAAGAUGUACAAGCAAGACUCAUGGACAUACAGGAAGAGCGCCAGAGGAAGCAAGAAGAAAAAGCAGCUAAAGAGGCAGCUGUUGAAGAGCGGAGGAAAGCUCUGGAGGCCGAGCGACAGGCCAGGCUGCAUGAAAUGCAACAGAAACGUAAGCAGAGAGACACAGUGUUUGAACAGCGCCAGAUGGAGCGUGAGAAGGUGCGUCAACAAGCCAAGACAGCAAAGGAUAGAGACAGAGAGGAGAGGAUUGCUGCAUUGAAUGCCCAACAUGAGGCUAAUAUUAAAGAACUGCAGAAGAAGAUACAGUUGAAGCAAGAUGAAAGUGCACGUCGUCACAAUGAGAAUUUGCAGCAAAUCAGAGAGAAGGCAUUUGAGAUGUCGAUUCUACGUCACUCCUCAGAUGAUCACAACGAUGCCCCCAAACUGGUGCCUUAUGACAGGAAGAAACUAUGUGCAGUGUGCAAUGUACUGAUCUCAUCAGAGGUUUUCCUGCUAAGUCAUCUGAGGGGGAAGAAACAUCAACAGGCUCUUAAAGACAACUGGCCAAAGACAAAAGAACCAUCCAAGUCAGACAUUGAACGGUUUAAUUUGAAGAACAUAAUAGACGCUCCACAGGACAAACCUGAUCCACAAGUCGUGCUGGAAAAAGAGAGACAGAAAGCGUUGAAAAAACGCUGUAAAAAACUGCGGCAACGUAUGACGCUAAGGGGGCAGGAGUUUGAGAAUUCUGUUCAAGCAAAGAAACAAACAAUGGAGACGGAGAACAAAGCAAAGAUUGGCAAGUUAGUCAAGGAGUUGACCAGGCACCUAAGUAGUCAAGGCACCGGCCCAUGGCCCCAGAAUAGAGUCUCUGCCCUCGAUAGAGCCCUGGGUGAAAUCAAACGUGUUAUGGAGAAAAAGGUUCCCGGCGAUCAGAUAGCUGUAAAAAUAGCUGGAGGUCUCACUACACUUACAAGAAUACUCAUGUUAUCGAUGACUACCUCACCCGCUAGUCCAGCCGUUAUUCCCACAAAAUCUCUAGUCAACACCAGUGAUGUCAUGAGACAUGUAUGUGCCAGUUGCUAUGACAACUGUCAUUAUAUGUUGUUUAGCAACAAGCUGGCGACAGUCAUAGACAUUUUAGUCAGUCAAUUAAAUAUUCUAAUACCAGAGAGUUUCAGUUCAGAUCUGCUGGGUAACAGUGGGAAUAGUAGUGGAGGUGGAGACAUACAGCGGCUCCCCUCUAAUCCCCUAGCUACCUCCCUCCUCAAUCUCCUAGCUACAGUCCUACUCUGCCUCUCAAAACACAUCAGUGGUGGUCAUGCUACUGAGGUUGGGGCAUCAAAACAUAUCAUCAGCUCUAGCGGUCAUGCUGCAGAUGUUGGUGCAUCUGGUGAUGCAUUUAUAUCACGUUCUACAGACAUAAUCAGCUACAUCAUCAGCAAUGGUAUUGUGGAUAAGUUGACCCAGUACUUCAGUAAUGUCCGUGGUCCAGUGGAUGGUGAUGUCCAGGGGGCGAACUUCCUUCUGCAUAGUCUCAAUCUACUUACUGCCAUCACUAGAGUCUCUGCAGUCAGGCGUAACAAUAUAUUUGAGAAAAGCCGUAUUGAGGAUACAUCACAACUCAUCUCAACUCUCCGUGUCACUGAACUCGUGGGGAUUGUGUCUCUGAUGUAUGGCAUGUUACUGCACAGUGGAGCCCCAGCCAGGGGUGACAAUACACCCCCAGAACUGCCCACCCCCACCCUGAAUGUCACAAUUUCUGGUAUCAAGAUGCUCAACCAUAUUGCUGCCUUAGACCUCUGCAUGCUUCAGGAGGCUUUGGGAGAAGAAGGAACAUCAUUACAGUUCCGCCAUAUUGCAAGUUACCUAAUAUGGUAUUGCUGUCAGCGAGAAUGUGAGGAUUUACUCCAUGAGGUGAUUGUUUGUGUCGGACAUUUUAGUGCCCUCUGCAAUGACAAUCAGCUGUUUAUUCAGUCAGGCCAGCCCCCCACAGUUCUCCAGCAACUAUGCAGUCUACCAUUCCAGUAUUUCAGUGAUCGGAGACUGACCAAUGUCUUGUUUCCCAGUUUGAUUGCCUGUUGCUAUGACAAUGAGCCAAACACACUGAUUCUGCAACAAGAACUUAGCUGCUCCCUCCUUGCCAACUUUUUAGAGGGCAAAAUCUUAGAAUCUCAACAGGAAAAGCUUCUUCCAGUUACCACUCUAAAGCAAAGAGAGAAAUGGCAGAUUGAAAGUGAGAGGAUGGAUUUAAGUGCCAGAUUUCCCAUUCAUCUCUGGACUGAUGCCUACAACUAUUUCCAUCAAUCGGGAACACCCUAAUAAUAUGGCUGCAAAGACAUAGAAAAUACUCUCCCUUUGCUAGAGUAUAUCGCUGUUCUACCAUUUGCAUUCUUUUGACCCGAUAGUGCUAGACUCUGUGCUUUGGUACCGCCAUCUCCUUGAGUUCACCUAGGGAUGCUGCUCUACCAAGUAUCCCCCCUCCCCAUUUCUCAAAAUUUUUACUAUACCCGAGAGGGGAAUACACCGAGAGUUCUUUGGAUUAACCCAUUUAAAUCAGUAUGAAAGAAUAGUCAAAAUCUUAGUAUAAGAAAUACAUGGAUCAGCUUAGAUAUUUAGUGAUCGGAAAUAACAUUUAGGAAUUAAACAUACGCCACGUUGACAAUAGAUACAUUUGUGAAACAUUAAUGGAAGAUAUAUUUUGUACUUACCAUCACAAAGAAUUGAUAAAUAAUAUAUAGUAUGCUUUUAGCUGACUCUCUUUAAGUGAAGCUUUAGAGCACCGGACAAAUACCUAUGAGAUGCUUUAAAAUAUUGAUCAAUCACUUAAUGGUCUCAUCCGAGGACAGAGGAAGGAGUGACGCUUCAGAAAGGAAUUAAAUGCUGCAGAUGAUUAUGAAAAUAACAAUACAUCAACAGGAUGUAAACAGGCUUGUUCCUGAGUGUUUAGAUAUUGACGGGGGCAUACCUGCCUGAUUUAUGUAUUUCCUAUCAUCACCAGGCAGAGAGGACUCAUGAUGAAAAUAUUUCAAUCAUUAUUACUACAAGUAUCAUUAUUUGACCCAUUCUGGCAGAAAGGCUUAAAGGCAGAAUCGGAUCUA